Musca domestica (house fly) is the source of this 1991-nucleotide messenger RNA. RefSeq lists its product as uncharacterized. The record is from RefSeq and is a predicted model, not a curated record. NCBI's taxonomy places the organism in Eukaryota, Metazoa, Arthropoda, Insecta, Diptera, Muscidae. The transcript has 2 exons. Bases 1097 to 1657 code for a protein of 186 amino acids.
CAGAAUUUACGUACACCUGACACCAUGUUAAAUAAGAACGUAUAUUUCCAAUAAGUGUGUACAACAGAAUGAAUUCAUUUAUUUUCAAUAUUCAUUGACGUUAAGUAAGAAAUGGCAAAGGUAACUUUGAUUAUAAAAUUACAUUAAAUGUUUUAAGACUAAAGUAGUAAUUGUUGUGAGUAUAUGUAAUGCUUAUGCAUUACAUAUAAUAUGAGAUUUUCAAUAUUUCAGCUCAAAAAAAAAAAAUAUCUAGAAAUUUAUCAUUUUGGAGACCGCUACCUAUAAACGGGCAAUCUCCGAUGUAAGGCGUUUUUCACGUUUGAGUCAUAUUUUUUUUUAAAUUUUGCCAAAUUGUGCUACUUCGAAUUCGUAUUAUGUAGAAAUGCUGCUAACAAAAAAUUAUGAGUAUCGGUCCACGUUUUUGUAUAGCCGUUACAUAAACCUAUCCCUAGUCACAGAAAAUCGUGGAGGAGGUUAAAUGGAAGCUAUGAUAUUCAAUAUUUUGAAAGAUGAUAUUUUCCACCAUGUGAACCAAAAUGACCCAAUUACAAUCACUUAUUUUUGGAAAAUAUAACUAGAACCUUACCCAAAAUAUGGAAGACAUUCCAAUAUGUACCUCUUUCAACCUUGACAAUUUUCUUUAAUGUCAAUCUUCUUCGGAUCAAUAUAAAAGUCUGUGAAAAAUAGUCCAGGAACGAUUUUAGAUCCAUAGCGAUUUCAGCAUUUUACACUGGGACUUCGGCCAAAAAUCCUUUUCUUACACUAAAGGACAUAAAAAUCGCAAAUGUCUUUAAACUCCGAACUAUUUUUUUCGUUUUUUCUACAAUUCCUUUUGCCUAACAACAAAAAAAGCGCGUUGCCAUUUUGCGCUUCACCACCAAACCAAACCAUCUCUGCCACGUCCGUUUGACACAAGAGACAAGCAAUAAAAACAAAUGAGGACACACAACUCAACUUCACUGCAACACUUGGGGAGGAUGCGAAUUAGCCGAACAAAACAAAAACAGCGUUAGCUGCUAACUUCUUAUCAAGAAAUAAACAAAUUCAAGCAAAAGAGAAAAGACAAAGCCAACAGAAAGGCGCCAGCGACCGCGGAAUGUCAUCUUCAGCGACAUCAAAUGAGGACAUAACAUCAGCAGCAGUUACAACAAAAUCACAAGCUUCCCUGCUCCUGCUCAACGAUGAUUGCCUGGAAUUGAUUUGCCGGCAACUGAACACUGUGGAACAGUACAUUAUGUGGAAACUGCAUUCACGUUUCCAAUUCAUUGUUGAGCAUUUGUGGUCGACGACCUGUUUGCACACAGUCCAGGUGGAAGAUCAACAGGUCGCCUUGCUAAGCGAUAGCGAUUUUAUGGAAUUCAUGCAGAUCAUAAGCCAACACACAGUCGACUUAUCACUGCAUUAUUUGAGGAAGCCACGCUUUGAACAAUUAAUUUCGCUGCGAUUCCCAAAAGUCACCAUUCUCAAGUGUAUCGAUCCGUUCCAGCUGCAUCGUAAUCAGACGCUGCGUUAUGGUCUCGAAGCGCUGCGGGUACUGCAAAAUUGUUUUCCCAACAUUCAAGAAUUGGAAUUGAAAGGUUAUCAUGUGCGCUAUUGUCGUGAUAUUUUCGCCAUUGGAGGCGGUAAUUUAAAACGUUUGGAAUUGAAAAUUCUUUAAGGCAUAGCCAGCGAGCCAGCCAGCCAUAAAAUGAAAUCAUUGUUGGAUGUCCAUUUUUUUAUUUUCAUUUAAUUAGGCAUUCUUUUAUUUAAUUGUAAUUAAAUUUAGAUUUGAUUUUCGAUAGGUUUGUCUUAUUGUGUUAAUCAUUAUUUUUUGGUAUUUAUUAUGUACAUACAUAUGUACAUAUGUAGUUCAUGGUGUUCAUAUAUGUGUAUGUAUGUAUGCUGGGUAUUAUUAUUAAAUAAAUACUAUCUACUAGGUUGAAAAGGUAAAUUUUAAUACUCCCGGAGGAUUCGAGUCUUGCAGAGAUUGUUUAAAGUCCAGUUUAAGGAAA